Messenger RNA from Brassica rapa (field mustard), 5769 nucleotides. Its product is annotated as stigma-specific STIG1-like protein 2. The record is from RefSeq and is a predicted model, not a curated record. NCBI's taxonomy places the organism in Eukaryota, Viridiplantae, Streptophyta, Magnoliopsida, Brassicales, Brassicaceae.
AACACUAACACUUUUUUUUUUUUUUUUUUUUUUGAUAACUCUGGUAUCUGGGCAGCCACAUUCUCAACUAUCCCCCCGAAAGGGGUCCAGCGCCCCAACGGAAGGGAUGUUAAAUCCGUUGUGGCCAAGACUCGAACCCGGGUGGCGGGCAGUACAGCUGUACCUCCUUUACCACCAAGCUACGAGCGCUUGGUUGAUUUAACAUUUAACAUUUAGUUGUGUAGUGGUGUACAUAGUUAUGAAGGAAGAAGCAAGAGUCAGUUGUAUUUUAAGGGUGCAACUGAAGCAAACCAUAGAACGUCCUGACUGGCUAAAUGCGGUUGAAACAUGACCAAUGGACACCGACCGUUUGGUAAAAUAAUGGAAGCUCCUUUUGUGUAAAUUAAUGAGGCUAGUAGGAAUAUGCAAGCUCUUGUGUGAACAGCCUACCUACAUCACACAUUGUUUUCACGAGUUUCAAUAGCAUAUACUUUAUAACAUAUAGUAUUAGUACUACUAAAUUAGUGUGUAUUAAACUCUCAAUCAAUAGAUACUAGUAUGUUAUUAAUGCAAAAGGAAGUAUGCGUGUGGCUUGAUAGUUAUGCAACAGAAAGAUAUCGUAGAGAAACAGUAGAUUAUCGUAUAGGUCAGGAAAUAACCAAUAGACAGCAAGGGAAUGGUGUUGACCUUUGUGACGUAAAGUUUGUACAUAGUUUAGCAAAUUGGAGCAAAGCGUUGACCUCUCGCCAUGGUUUCUUGAACUAUAAACAAACACUGAUCCUAAGAUUUGUGGACGUAUUUUGACCAGUUAAUUUAGUCAAGAUUUUCCUUCGAUAUAUUUCACAACUCACUAGUUCGGUUACCCAUGAAUCUCUUGGACGUUCACUUUAGCUCUAUUCACAAUUUACUACCUACAUCUAUCAUUAUUUGAUUCGGUUCGGUAUUUUUCUAUUUCACGAGUUUCAUAUGACCAUAUUAGAUGGUUCCAUAUAUUAAAUUUAUAUUUUUAUUUUUAUUUUUAAGAUUAGAUUUAUUUUUCAGACCAAGCAUGUUUUCUGAUAUGAACAUAGGGUUUGUGGUAAUGAAGAAAUGCACUUUAAUUUUAACGAGCUCGCUCAUAUUUCUCGAAAUUAAAAAUUUGUUUGUUUGAAAUGUGUCAUAUUUUAAAGUUUUUGACUUAACCUUCGUCUUAAUAUUUUAUUGCUACAAACUACAAUGUACAAUGGCCUUUCAUUUAUACUAAAAUAUAUAAUCGUGUUUGAUUGGGCGUAUAAGGGUCGAAUUCUAGAAUUCAAGUUAAAGCAAGUGUCUAUUAGAGGAUGUAUAGCUGCCAUUUGCUUAAUUUAGAAAUAUAAAUCAGUGGUUUGCGGUAUUUCACAACAAAUGUAAAAUCAUUAUAAGUAACUUAAAAUUACAGAUAAAUAUAACUAAGACGAACGCCUUUGCUUCGCCUUGCAUCUCGCCUUAAUCAGCUCGGACCGGCCCAGGAGGCGAUGCGAGGGAUUCACUCAUGGUUCGUCACCCUCACCCAUAUAAACGUAAAAUUUAUAUGAUUUUUUUCUUAUUUUGUGUGUUCAUAUUUAUAUAGUUUAUUUAUUCUCUUUGACAAGAAAAAUGUCAACCAGAGCUUCUAGCUCUAGUGGUAAAGGGUUUACAGCUGUGAGUGCCACCACCUGGGUUCGAAUCCCGGUCACUGGAGAAUUAACAUUUCGGUAUCGCCAGGGACAGAGGACCGACACGUGGCAACACGUGACUAGUCUGGAUCACUUCUGUGGGGCCGGGAUACCUCUGUAUAAUUCAAAAAAAAAAAAAAAGACAAGAAAAAUGUAGAACUUCUAAUCGGAUAGCCAUUUUCUAUAGAUGUAAAAUCCACAUGUUCAUCAUAGUAUCACUACAACAAUGUUAAAACCGUUCACUACAACAAUGUAUUCUAAAAUGGCUUUCAAAAAACAAUGUAUUCUAAAUUGUAAUGCUGAAACACAAUGAUUUCGAUGAAUUCAAAUACUCCACCACAAAAUCAAAUAUUCAAAAUUCAUUCAAUAUAAAGCAAGAGAAAGAAACAAAAUUACACAAGCCCAUCAUGCUUAGUAAAUGAUAGAUGAUGCAAAUUCUUUAGUAUAUACAAGUGGUGCUGGAAGUACUACGUUAAUCAUUAGUACCUAAGAUUAACUCGUUUUUAUUUCAAACACCACGCAAGUUUUUACUCCAAGUAAUCGCAUUUUAAUUUCUUUUAUAAACGCCUAUAUGUACCUCAACGUAAGCAAAUAAGCAUGUGCAUGUACAUGCCCAUAAAAUGGUAUACAACUGAAAUGAGAAUUAAAGAAUGAUACGCCCCUCUCCCCGAUAAAAAAAAGAUCGCUUGAAACCUUUCUUUGCCUUUUUAACCACAUUUCACGCGUCAACUCGUCUCGAUCACAACUAUAAACACUAAGUCCACCCUCUCCUCAAUUUCUCACAACACAAUUUCGCUCUCUUCCUCUUCACAUUCACAUAAACAGCAAAAGAAGAAGACGAAGAAAGAGACAAAGAAGAAACGAAGAACUAUAUCUCUCUAUCUCUUGAGCUCUAACUAACUCACAAAACACACUCAUACAUCAAGAGAAAAUGGCUCAAUUCAUGAAGAUAUUCGUGGCAAUGGCAUUCACAAUCGCAAUCACGGUCGGCGUCAUUAGUACCACGACCACGACCGCAACACUUUCACUCCAAGACCCUGUUAAGGAUCUUACACAGCCAGGCGCGGUAAAGAUCAGACCGAGUCGCUUCUUGGCCCAAAAGGUCAACGAGGGCCAAGGACCUAAAGCCCGAAACCCUAAUGCAGCUGACCAUUGCAACAAGGAGCCAGAGAUCUGCAGCAGCAGCUAUUACAGCACCGGAGCAAACUCUACAAUGGCUUGUUGCAACAACAAGUGUAUGGAUCUAUCAGCCGACGACAAAAACUGCGGUGCAUGUAAGAACAAAUGCAAAUUCGGGCAAACGUGCUGUCGCGGUCAGUGCGUUUACGUGGCUUACGAUAAGCGCCAUUGCGGUGAGUGUAACCAUAGAUGCAAUCUUGGCGAGCUCUGCGUCUACGGUCUCUGUAACUACGCGUGAUGAAUCAAUCAUUCAUUACCGUAAGAAGAAAAAACAAAUUUAAGUAAAAUAUACGGAUGAUUUAUUUACUUGGACGCUAAUUAAAGAAAAGGUCGUUCCAAUUAAUUAUUUACUUCAUAAUUGAUUAAGUGUUGUGUGUAUUUUUGGAUUCCCAUAAUGUUUUGAGGGGUAUAUAAAAAGAGAACUUUUUCUACUUUUAAUGUCUUCGAAUAAAAUGGAACAUCUCGUGUCCAGUCCUAUUGCUGUUUUUAGUAAGUUUAUAUAAGAGUGUGUAUUAUAUUAUAUACACUCGUAAAUCAUCAAUAAUGUUAUUAUACUUAUACAUAAAAUAAAAUCUCUUUCCUCUCAGCACAUCUCGACAUUUACAGAUGUACAUAAAAGUAUAUAUGAUUAGUACAAACUGAUAGAUGACAUAGUUCUAAAGAAAAAAAUUGACAUAAGAAAAUAUAGAAGACUCCAUUGCUUCUCCUAUUGAGUCUUUGACGGGCUUCGAGUGACAUACUGACAUUAGCAAUUUGUCUUCUUCUUAUGGAAGUUGCUGUGUUUGGUGUUUCAGAGGUUCGGUUAGACUUUGCUCAUUGAUUCUCUGUCUGAUCUAGGCGUGACUUGGUCUCUUCGUAAAGCUCUCUACCUAGGCAUUCAACGGUCGUUUUUGACCCAGUCGCUUUCGAGAGUAUAUGUGUAACGGCCUUGGCCCGAUGAACCUUAUCAAACACUCUAACCCAAACCUUUUCGUUCAAAAGCUCUUAUUAAAACUCAAACUGUCUUACAUAAAACCGAACUCAACUAAAAACUGAAUGUCGAAUAAAACUUAAGAAGAAAUGGUUGAAAGAAAAGAGUCCCAAAAUGAAAGACUCGAGAAAACACUUGCACCAUACGGACAUCUACUCCCGCUCCCUCUCGGCCGUACCUGUAAAAAGAGAGGUGAGUACACAAUACUCAGUGAGGGCAGGUUCUAGGAACCCACGAACUCAGCUCAGGAAGAGCAAACAAUCACAAGUCAUGAGCUAAUAAGAUCUAUUACACAGAAUCCCAUGCUACCCGACAUGAACUAAAGACCCUACAAUGCACAUCCUUUUCAUCUUUUCAUCUUUUCAUCUUUUCAUCUUUUCCUCAGUGGGUAGCCCCUCACUAGGCUUCUACCCCAUAUUCAUGUGGAUUGGCCACAUCUCCUAUGGGUGCUUCCAUAUUCAUGUGGAUUCGCCACAUCUCCUAUGGAUACCUAGCGUGGACUACUUACCCCACCUACUUUCCUUAGACUCUCUAUAUGAUCCUUUAUUCGUACUUAUAUUUACAUCUUUCACUUAUCAUUCACAACACGUCUCAUCAUCUUAUCAUCAUAUUCUUGACCACCCUAACAUGCCUACGUUCUUAUCACUUCAACACAUACUAUCGUCUAAACAAGAUCAAUCACAUAACAUAUCACGCAUACACACAAGAUCUAGAUCUGAUUAACAAAGGACUAAGUCCCAUUGGUUACUCAACAUGAGGCAAGUUCACAGCAAGUCCUCACCUUGGCUUUUUGCAGAAGUAGAUCUGGAUCUAGGUUUGGGGAAACAGUCACUUCUCGAGAUCUGGUUUGAGAAUCGGAUUCACACAAGAGAGAGAUGGUUUAGGAUCUGUCAUUCCCCAAUGACUUAGAGCUAGAGAUCUUAGUUUUACCUUUAGGGUUCAGAUCUCAGUUGCUUGCACGAAACUGAAUCACGGAGGCGGCGGCUAGGGGCUCGGUCGCGGCGGCUAGGGCUUCGCGGGCGGCUGGCGGCUGGCUUCGCCGGAGACGGAGCGGCGGCCGCUUGAGGCGGAGGCGGCGGCGGGGUUCUGCUCGGGCAGGGCUUCGCUUGCUGUCUCUCUUGUGGCUGAACCCUAGGGGAACUUCUCCUUUUAUAAGCAAUGGGAGGGGUUAUGUCUAGGGUUUCUUCUUCUUGGGCCUCCUGCACUUGAGUUCCCUUUUGGGCCGGGUCCGGGAUGUUACAAUUACAAUAUGUUUGGUUAGGGUUUUCUUAGAUCCUUUCUUGCCACAAUAUGAAGUUUUGGUUGCUUGGGUUUCUGAGGUGUUUCCAUUCAAGGAGAAAAUGGUUUACUGGUGGUUUGGCCGUGGACAUUUUCAAUAAGUAUUUUUCAUUGAAUUUUCAGAAGUUAAGACGCUUUGCUCGACGGGGGUCUCUGCAGAUGUGUUUGGAUUCAGUCUGUUUUUUCUUUGGUUAAUCUUUUGUGUCCUCUGUAUGCAGUGGCGGAGCCGAAUCUUUUCUUACCGGGAUCAAAAUAUUGUUUAGUAAUUACCAAAAAUAUUUCUAUAUACUAAUUUUUCAUUUUAAAAUAUUUUUCUACGGCUUAAUUUAUUUUUAUAAAAUAUUUUCUAACUUAAUAUAUUUUGUAACAUAAAAUAAUUUUCCAGAAAACUUAUAAAUUAAAAUAUUUUAAUAGCGAUAUAUAAAUAAAAUUAACUUUAAAAUUACUAUAAUUUUCAAAACAAAAACAAUUCAUGAUAAAAAUCAGUCAGUUUAAAAAUCUUAUUAAUCAAAUUCAUGAAAUGAAUCAAUUAAUAAACAUUUUCUCAUAAUUUAAUAAAAUCUAAAAUGGCAUCUAAAAUUGUUAAAGGGUGAUUAUUAGAUUAAACAAUUUUUAAGAAAUCCAACAUGAAUAUAUAAAGUGUUUUACCUUUUUCAGAAAAAAAAAACAGUUAAGAAAAUAAUAGAAAAG